GAUAGUACGCACGCGUCGUAGUUCAACCGUGGCGUCUACGAGAAAAGUUUUUAGAAAGAGUGUCAAGUGAUAAAUGAAAAAACAAUGACAAUGGACGUUCAAAAUAAUUUUCAAAGUUACAAAGAGCAAACGCCUGAUUUGAAAGAAUCUAAUUUGAGUGUUGAAAGUGCACGUACACAGCUGAAAAAAUCUGACCAGCAGUCUACUAUGAUUAAUCAAGCUAAAUCCAAGAGAUCCUUUGAUGUCGCUUUUUUGAUGAUGCCAGAUGACAAGCCACGACAGCCUUCUUCUGAGAAACAGUUGAGGGUUUCUAAGCAGCUAUUUAAUACAGAAGAAUGGGACAGAUCUUCAAAGCGAAUGGCAGAUAUUUAUGUGCAGAGUGAAUUUUCAAAUGAGACCACAUUAGACUCCAAAGAUCCAGAUGAGGAUAGAAUUCGAAUUAAUAAUAAUUCUUCACCAGGUUUCGCGUCAGAUGGAAACAUCGAUGUGGGCACUGAUGAAUAUCCGAGCAAAAUAAAUUAUGCAAGUGAUUCAGACGUAUCAGAUAAAUCUCGAAGUAGACCAAAUUCAAAUGAAAGUGCUGCACGAGCGCCAAAAUUCUUACCUGAAUACAAAAAUAAAAUAUUUGAUGACCCAACCCUGAUAAGUGCCCAAACAAGAGCCAGGUACGAGAACAAUUUUUUUACUAGACACCAUGAAAUGUCUCCCAAGAGUGCAUUUACCAAAGUAUCAAACUUCGGUAUGAGAUCACCGAUUCCUAAUCCAUCAAUCAGUCCAGAUAAUCUUAUAUAUCAGAACUCUUUAAGCCCACCGCUGUCAUCUACAACGCCUCCGAUGAGCAAUUUCAAUAGAAGUUCAGGAUUUAAUAACAUACUAUCCCCAGCACAGUUACUAAACGGGCAAAGUUUUUUUAAAUCUCAGAGUAUCUCAUCGUCAUCACCUAACUACAUGGAAGUGAAUCAAAUACCGUUACGCCAAGGUGCACCUCCAAAAUUGAUUGACUAUCAAAAUAAACACGAUGCAAAGAAUGUGCAAGCAUCACAGAACAAAAUGAAUUUCUUGCCUUUUAGACCCGAAAUACCAUAUCUGCAAGCAGGAACAUAUCCAUUUGGCGUCCGCAAUUUUCAACAACCAAAUCCUGAUUUUCUGAAGUUCGCAUCACCACCUCGAGAACCUGUUAACCCUUUAAUAAACAACCCAGCCGCAGCAAUUCUAAGCACGCUGUUACCUUCCACGUUGGCAGCUUUUUCAUUGCCAGCACAAAAUGUGUGCGCGAAAUGCAGCAUCAGUUUUCGGAUGACAUCAGACCUAGUGUAUCAUAUGCGAACACACCACAAAAGUGAAACUACAGUUGAUCCAAAUAGAAGAAAGAGAGAGGAGAAGUUAAAAUGUCCGGUCUGCAAUGAAAGUUUUCGGGAGAGACAUCACUUGACUCGUCACAUGACAGCUCAUCAGGACAAAGAAGGUGACUUAGAUGAAAUAUCCCCAGGUCAGGGUUUUAAGAAGAACAAGCAGUUCUAUUCUCAUAGUAGUAUUCAUCAAAAAUAGAACUGCAAAUAAAACAUCCCAUCGAUCUUCUGCGAAAAUAGACAAAUUCACUCUAAAAUAUCACUCCGUAAAUGUUAGAUAUCUUUAUUUCGACGCCUGUUACUAAACAUAUGUUGUUGUUGUUAUAAACUUACUUAA
Messenger RNA from Leptidea sinapis, 1686 nucleotides. RefSeq lists its product as uncharacterized. Gene Ontology annotation, biological process: regulation of DNA-templated transcription. The record is from RefSeq and is a predicted model, not a curated record. Gene Ontology annotation, cellular component: nucleus. Bases 85 to 1548 code for a protein of 487 amino acids. The transcript has a single exon. Lineage: Eukaryota; Metazoa; Arthropoda; Insecta; Lepidoptera; Pieridae.